Drepanopeziza brunnea f. sp. 'multigermtubi' MB_m1 is the source of this 924-nucleotide messenger RNA. RefSeq lists its product as uncharacterized. Gene Ontology annotation, biological process: mitochondrial phosphate ion transmembrane transport. The record is from RefSeq and is a predicted model, not a curated record. Gene Ontology annotation, cellular component: mitochondrial inner membrane. Gene Ontology annotation, molecular function: phosphate transmembrane transporter activity. NCBI's taxonomy places the organism in Eukaryota, Fungi, Ascomycota, Leotiomycetes, Helotiales, Drepanopezizaceae.
AUGUCAACAAUCGAGAAAGCCCUCCCGAAGCCAGGCAUCGAGCUAUACAGUGGGAAAUACUUUGCUGCAUGCGGACUGGGCGGGAUAGUCGCCUGUGGCCCAACACAUGCAGCAGUUUGCCCCCUCGAUCUCGUAAAAUGCCGUCGCCAGGUCGACUCCAAGCUCUACUCCUCCAACCUGCAAGCCUGGUCUAAAAUCUACAAAGGCGAGGGGCUCCGUGGGGUGUUCUUUGGGUGGUCCCCCACGUUCGUCGGAUACUGUAUGCAGGGCGGAGGUAAGUACGGGUUCUACGAGGUAUUCAAGUACACAUACGGGGAGCAAUUGUUCCCAAACAUGAACCAGACUGCCGUGUUUCUGGCGGCGAGUGCCAGCGCGGAGUUUAUCGCGGAUCUCGCGUUGUGUCCGUUCGAAGCUGUGAAGGUCAGGAUGCAGACGACCUUGCCGCCGUUUGCCCAUACUCUGAGAGAGGGCAUGGGAAAGGUGAUUAAGGAGGAGGGGUAUGCUGGCCUCUAUAAAGGCCUCUACCCCCUCUGGGCUCGCCAGAUCCCCUACACUAUGGUCAAAUUCGCAACCUUCGAAACCACGGUCAAUGCCAUCUACAGAUCCCUGGGCAAGCCCAAGUCUUCGUACAGCGGCUUGCAGCAAACCGGUGUCUCUUUUCUGGGAGGAUAUAUCGCAGGUAUCGGGUGUGCAGUCGUCUCGCAUCCUGCCGAUGUCAUGGUCUCCAAGCUUAACUCAGAUCGCAAGCCCGGAGAGGGUGCUGGCAAGGCCAUGAGUCGUAUAUACGGCAACAUCGGGUUCAAGGGGCUGUGGAAUGGACUACCGGUUCGAAUCCUGAUGAUUGGAACUCUGACCGCGUUCCAGUGGUUGAUUUAUGAUAGUUUCAAGGUGGGCCUGGGCUUGCCUACCACGGGUGGCCAUUGA